CGUAGAGGGAAUUUUAUUUUGGUGGGUGAGGCUCUCUAGCAACAGCACCGAUUUCAUUAUCUACGCCAAAAAUUCGGUCCUUUAAUGAUAUUACGCGACAAUGGUGUUGCGAUACGGCGUCACGUUACGCGUGAGUGUUGCGAGUGUGUACACGCCUUUUGCGAGGCGAUGCUACUACGACGAGACGCAAAUGCUCGACAUUAAUGCAGGUCUAUGCUUGAGCAUUAGCCGCCCGUGAGUCACGUAGCCGAUUAAUGUUGUUCGUAACGUAAAUCAUUCGUUUAUAUUAUUCAGUAUUAUUCGUUUGUUUAGUAUUAAAAAAAAAAAAAAACAUUUUAAUAUGAAGUGGAACGAAGAAAACACUAUUCGAUUUAUUGAAAUUUAUCGAAAUAAAGAAAUACUAUGGAAUUCCAAACACCCUCAGCACUACAACAAAAUUAUAAGGCAUGAUGUUUGGCUAGACGUUUCUAAAGAAAUUGGCUUUACAGUUGAUGAAUGUAGAAGGAAAAUUAAUGGUUUACUAUCAGCAAUGAGGCGUGAAAAAUCUAAAAUUAAAAAAAACCUCAGAAGCGGAAGAGACGCAUAUGAAACAUACAAAAGCUCGUGGUAUGCUUAUAACAGUAUGAAGUUUCUUUGGGAUAAGGAUACACCUUGUCAAAUAACGAGUUCAAUACCGAAUGAAAAAGAGAUAGAUAUUAAUGAAAACACAGUCACAGAUAAUGUAGAAUGUGAUGUAUUGGCCACACCGACAUCUUCACCGUGCUCGUCUUUACCACCACCGUCCCAACCAAUUAUAAAAAAAAGAAAAACGACAGAAGACUCUCGGUUGGAUAAAGCUUUUGAACUUUUAACUGCUUCUGUCGCAAAUUCGAUUAACGACGAAUCACAAGACUUUGGAAAUUUUGUAGCAAAAAAAUUAAGAAAGUACUCAGCUAAAACACAAAGUUUGGUUCAAAAUGCAAUAAUGGGUAUUUUUCUGAAUGCAGAAAAUGGACUAUAUGAACAGCCUUUGUAUAGUUAUCAUCAUUCUUCCAACCAUAAAAAUGUGUCCCAUGUUUCUACUUUGACAUCUCCAUAUAUUACUCCAACUACAGAAUCAAUUCCGCCAACACAUAUUGAAGACGAAGACAUUUAAAAUUUAAAAUUAAUAUUAUUUUAAUUAUAUUCCAUGCUUAUUCAUUUAUUUUUUAGCCUCAAUAU
Molecule: messenger RNA, 1200 nt
Organism: Sipha flava (yellow sugarcane aphid)
Lineage: Eukaryota; Metazoa; Arthropoda; Insecta; Hemiptera; Aphididae
Exons: 4
Coding region: 341-1135 (264 amino acids)
Source: RefSeq, a predicted model, not a curated record